ACGUCAGCCGGUUUGACAUGUCGAUCGUUUGUAUCUUUCUGUAAGGGUGUAAUUUAACUAAAUAUCUCUAUAAAUUCGCGUGAAAAUGCUGACGAAAUUCGAGACAAAGUCGGCUAGGGUUAAAGGCAUAUCAUUUCAUGCCAAACGGCCAUGGGUUUUGGCCAGUUUGCACAAUGGGGUGAUUCAGCUGUGGGACUAUCGUAUGUGUACAUUGCUGGAGAAAUUUGAUGAGCAUGAUGGUCCUGUACGUGGCAUUUGUUUCCACAUCCAACAGCCCCUAUUUGUGUCCGGAGGAGAUGACUAUAAAAUCAAGGUAUGGAACUACAAGCAAAGGCGCUGCCUGUUCACGCUGCUGGGUCACUUGGAUUACAUCCGCACCACAUGCUUCCACCACGAGUACCCGUGGAUCCUCAGUGCCUCUGAUGACCAGACAAUCAGAAUAUGGAACUGGCAGUCCCGCCAAUGCAUCAGCGUCCUCACUGGACACAACCACUACGUCAUGUGUGCACAAUUCCACCCGACUGACGACCUGAUCGUGUCAGCAUCACUCGACCAGUCCGUUCGCGUCUGGGACUUUAGCGGACUGCGGAAGAAGAAUGUAGCUCCGGGCCCGGCUGGCUUGGCUGAGCAUCUGAGGAACCCGCAGGCCACUGAUCUGUUUGGACAGGCUGACGCUGUAGUAAAGCAUGUGUUAGAAGGACACGACCGCGGCGUCAACUGGGCGGCGUUCCAUCCUACUCUACCGCUCAUUGUGUCCGCCGCUGACGACCGCCUUGUGAAACUGUGGCGUAUGAACGAUGCCAAGGCGUGGGAAGUGGACACAUGCCGCGGGCACUACAACAACGUGUCCUGCGUGUUGUUCCACGCUCGCCACGAGCUCAUCCUGUCCAAUAGUGAAGACAAGUUCAUACGCGUCUGGGACAUGACUAAACGGACAUGUCUGCACUCGUUCAGACGGGAACAUGAGCGGUACUGGGUGCUGGCGGCCCAUCCAACCUUGAACCUGUUCGCGGCAGGCCAUGAUGCCGGCAUGAUUCUGUUCAAGCUGCAAAGAGAGAGGCCUGCGUACGCCGUGCAUAACAACCUGCUGUUCUAUAUUAAAGACAGACAAAUUCGCAAGUUGGACAUGCAGACUAACAGGGAUUCCCCUGUCAUGCAGAUCAAGGGUAGUGGCAGAAACCAGCCGUACAGCAUGUCCUUAAACCACGCGGAAUGGUGCGUCCUAGUCAACUGGCGUAUCGGCGAGAGCAGCUCGUACGAGCUAUAUCAGGGUCGCGAGGGCGGUGAGACAGCUGAACCUUUGCGCGCGCCGGCCGCCCACGCUGUGUGGGUGGCUAGGAACCGCUUCGCUGCUCUGGACAGGAACAAUCAGCUCGUCAUAAAGAACCUGAAGAACGAGGUCUCCAAAAAGAUCUCCACGCCAACUUGCGAGGAGAUCAUGUAUGCUGGCACAGGAAUGCUGCUACUUCGCGAGCCAGACUGCGUUCAACUAUUGGAUGUUCAGCAGAAACGAACCAUUGCUACGGUGAAAGUCUCCAAAUGCCGCUACGCUAUCUGGAACUCCGACAUGUCACUCGUUGCACUCCUGGGCAAACACACCGUCACCAUCUGUACCAGAAAAUUGGAACAACUCUGUUCGGUGACAGAAGGAGCCAGGGUCAAGUCUGGAGCUUUUGAUGACAGUUCUCCGCAGCCUGUGUUCAUAUAUACUACUGCAAACCAUAUUAAAUACUCCUGCAGAGACGUUGACUAUGGCAUCAUUCGCACCCUGGACGUGCCUGUUUACGCAGUGAAGGUGCUAGCUUCUGAAGCCGGUGCCAGAGUCGUGUGUCUCGACCGCGAGGCCAGGCCGAAGGUGCUCAACAUAGACCCGACGGAGUACAGGUUCAAAUUAGCGCUGGUGACUCGCCAGUACGACCAGGUACUACACAUGGUGCGCACUGCUAAGCUCGUCGGGCAGAGCAUCAUCGCCUACCUGCAGGAGAAAGGUUACCCGGAAGUGGCCCUCCACUUCGUGAAGGACGCGCGCACGCGCCUGUCGCUGGCCCUGCAGUGCGGCAACAUUGAGGUGGCUCUAGACGCGGCCAAGAGCUUGGACGAGAAGGCUUCUUGGGACAAGCUAGCUGAGGCCGCCUUGCAGACUGGCAACCACCAGAUCGUAGAAAUGUGCUACCAACGCACAAAGAACUUCGACAAACUGUCCUUCCUGUAUCUCAUCACCGGAAACCUGGAUAAGCUUCGCAAGAUGAUGAAAAUCGCUGAGAUUAGGAAAGAUACCUCAGCGCAGUUCCAAGGGGCGCUUCUUCUGGGCGAUGCUGCAGAAAGAGUCAGGUUGCUCAAGAAUGCAGGACAGCUGUCCCUAGCCUACCUAACAGCAGCCAACCACAAGCUGGAUGAGGACGCGGAAGCCCUGAAAGCUCAGCUGGAGGCCGCGGGCGCUCCGGUACCGGAAGUGAAGCUACAGAAGAAGGUGCUCCGCCCCCCGCUUCCGGUGCACAACUCGCAGCCUAAUUGGCCUCUCUUGGCAGUUUCUAAAUCUCUGUUCGAAGUGGCCAGCGCGGCUCGCGCCAGCGGCUUGGACACAGGCGUGGGAGCCGGCGGUGACGAGCCUUUAGAAGCGGGCGGCGCUUGGGGCGACGAUGACGACGUACUUCAAGAAACUAAGGAGGCUGGAGAUGGGGAAGAACAACCAAUGGAAGACGCAUGUGACGACGGUGGAUGGGACGUGGGUGAUGAAGACCUAGAUCUGCCUGAAGAGCUGGCUCCUGUUUCUGCGGAUAUCGACGGUGGUGACGACACGCCAGCGUACUUCGUGGCCCCAACCCGCGGCUCGAGUGUCGCGCUGUCCGCUAAACUCAAGACCGCACAUGAUCACGUCGCUACUGGACAGUUCGAGAUCGCUUUCAGGCUUCUAAACGAGCAAGUGGGCGUCGUGAACUUCGAGCCGUAUCUAGAAACGUUCCUAGCCAUGUAUUCAAGCGCUCGUCUCACUUUCGGAGCUUUGCCUUCUACUCCACCGCUCGUCGCCAACCUGCACAGGAACUGGCAGGAGGCUAGCGGGAAGGAUCUGCUGCCUAUAGUCACCGCAAAACUCAACGACCUCGUCACCCAACUGCAACAAUGCUAUCAAAUGACCACCGCCGGCAAGUUUACCGAAGCCACAGAGAAGCUACAACGCGUGGUCCAGCGCGUACCGUUACUACAUGUGGGGAAAGCCGAGCUGGCUGAAGCUCAACAAUUACUGGCUAUCUGUAGGGAAUAUCUGUUGGGACUGCAAAUGGAGACUGCUAGAAAAGCAAUGCCCAAAAAUACCCUCGAAGAGCAGAAACGAACUUGCGAGAUGGCCGCCUACUUCACGCACUGCAAACUCCAGCCGGUCCACCAGAUCCUCACCUUGAGAACUGCUCUCAACAUGUUUUUCAAGCUCAAGAACUAUAGAACCGCUGCCUCGUUUGCUAGGAGGUUGCUUGAACUUGGACCUAGGCCUGAAGUAGCUCAACAGGCAAGAAAAAUCCUCCAAGCCUGCGAAAAAACCCCAACCGACGAGCACCAACUCCUCUACGACGAACACAAUCCCUUCACCAUCUGCGGCAUCAGCUACAAGCCGAUAUACCGCGGCAAGCCCGAGGAGAAGUGCUCUCUCUGGUGCUCGUAUCUGCCGGAGCACAAGGGGAAGCUCUGCGCCGUCUGCGGAGUCGCCGAGGUCGGCAAGGACGUGCUGGGCCUGAGGAUCUGCCCGCUGCAGUUCACUAGAUAAUGCCUAUGUUGUAAGGAUAGAAUUAAACUAUUAUUAUAAUCGAGUGUUUUUAUUAAAGUUAUGUAACAGU
Molecule: messenger RNA, 3827 nt
Organism: Leguminivora glycinivorella
Lineage: Eukaryota; Metazoa; Arthropoda; Insecta; Lepidoptera; Tortricidae
Gene: alphaCOP
Product: coatomer subunit alpha
Biological process (GO): retrograde vesicle-mediated transport, Golgi to endoplasmic reticulum; intracellular protein transport; endoplasmic reticulum to Golgi vesicle-mediated transport
Cellular component (GO): COPI vesicle coat
Molecular function (GO): structural molecule activity; protein binding
Source: RefSeq, a predicted model, not a curated record